AAAUUUCUCUGAGCCUUUUAUUCUUUACUUCAAAUAAUGCACGCGGGUUGCAAAGUUUUUUUGAAUUUACGUAAAAAUGCCAGAGGUAAUAAAAGACUACAUCAAAAGCAAUACUCAACUAAGGAGAUCCGUAGAAUUACUUUGAUUCCUGGUGAUGGGAUUGGUCCGGAAAUUAGCGAGGCAGUUUGCAAAAUUUUUGAAGCAGCCGAAAUUCCAAUAAAAUGGGAUGUGCAUAAUGUAACUGCUGAGGGCCUUACUAAAGAGAUGGCAGAUUCCUUAUAUCAGAACAAGGUAGGACUCAAAGGACCACUAGCUACGCCUAUUGGAAAAGGCCAUCGCUCACUUAACUUAAUGAUUAGAAAGACUUUUAAUCUUUACGCUAAUAUUAGGCCAGUGGCUACAAUACCUGGUGUAGCAGCACCUUUUUCUAACGUAGAUAUGGUAGUCGUCAGAGAAAAUACAGAAGGUGAAUAUAGUGGUAUUGAGCAUUUUGUUACAGAAGGAGUAGCCCAAUCCUUAAAAGUUAUUACGCAAAAUGCCUCUCGUAGGAUUUCAGAUUUUGCAUUUAAAUAUGCUGAAGCCAAUGGGCGUAAACACGUAACUGCAGUACAUAAAGCCAAUAUUAUGAAGAAAUCAGACGGCCUAUUUUUAGCCACAUGUCGAGAAGUCAGUUAUCGUUAUCCGCAAAUUAAAUAUGAUGAAGUAAACUUAGCGAACGUUUGUAUGGGCUUGGCAAUGGGCUCAAACCAAUACGACGUAAUGGUUUUACCAAAUCUGUAUGGAGAUGUCGUAUCGGAUUUGUGCGCAGGGCUUAUCGGAGGGCUAGGUGUAACACCUUCUGGGAAUAUAGGAAAUGAAUUGGCUGUGUUUGAAUCUGUGCACGGAACUGCACCUGAUAUAGCAGGUCAGAACAAAGCGAAUCCAACUGCAUUAUUGCUGAGUGCUGUCAUGAUGCUGCGACAUAUUAAAUGGCCAUAUCAUGCAGAAAGAGUAGAACAGGCUAUCUAUGCAAUUCUGAGACAAAAAGGAAAAGCUACUGGUGAUCUGGGAGGCAAGGCGACAUUGAGUGAAUUUACUCAAUCUAUCAUCAAUCAUCUUAGAUCAAACUAAGAAAUAUGACAUUACAGUAUACAGAUAAUAUGUGUUAAUGUUCACCAAAUAUAACUUUAGCAAAUAAAAUGAUAUAAUUUAUCAAAUGAAAAUUUCAAGUUUGAAUAAAAUUUUAAUAAUAAAACAACUAGACGUUUUAGGUAUCA
Schistocerca gregaria is the source of this 1256-nucleotide messenger RNA. RefSeq names its product isocitrate dehydrogenase [NAD] regulatory subunit A, mitochondrial-like. NCBI's taxonomy places the organism in Eukaryota, Metazoa, Arthropoda, Insecta, Orthoptera, Acrididae. The coding region runs from base 37 to 1110 and encodes 357 amino acids. The record is from RefSeq and is a predicted model, not a curated record. Gene Ontology annotation, biological process: isocitrate metabolic process; tricarboxylic acid cycle. The transcript is spliced from 3 exons. Gene Ontology annotation, molecular function: magnesium ion binding; NAD binding; isocitrate dehydrogenase (NAD+) activity. Gene Ontology annotation, cellular component: mitochondrion.